Messenger RNA from Ectocarpus siliculosus, 1365 nucleotides. The record is from the annotation of a GenBank genome assembly. Lineage: Eukaryota; Phaeophyceae; Ectocarpales; Ectocarpaceae.
AUGGAGAGCCGCGCGUACAAUGUCUUGGACGGGAUGGGGGAGGCCAUGCUCGCUCUCGCGAGGAGGCACUCCACUCCGCAGCAGUGGGCCGCCUGGCUCAAGGUGCCUCUUCAGGGGGCCUGUCGUGAAGGGGACAUAGACAUGGUGUCCACGCUGCUAAAGGCCGGCGCGGCGAGCUCUGGUGAGCGGGAAAGGGAUGGGGAGACACCCCUGCACGCGGCGGCGGCGGGAGGAAGCCUGGACGUAGUCAUGGCUUUGCUCAGGGAAGGGCGAGCGAGGCGGGACGUGAACAAGGUCACGCGCUCGCUGCUCCAUACGCCGCUGCACUGCGCCGCGUUGCACGGGCACGCCGACAUUGCCCUGGCGCUGUUGAGGGCGGGGGCAGAUGUUGACCUUCCGGACACCCACGGGUGGACCCCACUCAUGUGCGCCUCCAGCAAUGGGAGCACCGAGCUGGUGAGCAAUCUCUUGCUCAACGGCGCCUCGCCGAAAACGAAGGAUAAUUGGGGAUGCCGCCCUCUGCACCGCGCGGUGCCAGCCGGGAAUCUCGGGGCCAUCAGGCUUCUGCUCAAGGCCGGGGCUUCACCGAACUCCCGCAGGAGGCCGGACGACAUGUCCGCCGUGGAUUUGGCGGUGGAGCGCGGCACAACCGAUGUGCUGCUGGAAAUUCUCGCCGCCCGCCCCCACGUGGACGCCCUCGACGACAGAGGGGUGUCGGCGCUGGGCAUCGCGGCACGGAAGGGGCACGCCAAGGCUCUCGACGUGCUGAUCGACGCCGGGGCUGAUGUAGACGAGGCGAACCAGGAGAUGGAUACGCCCCUGCACCUGGCCUGCAUGCACCUUCAGCCGGCCUGCGUGAGGACCCUGCUGCGACACAACGCCGACGAGGUGUUUCGUAACGAGGAUCUGGCGUUCCCCGAUGACGUCGUGGGGCACGCGGUCGCGGGGGACAAGCGGGACGAGGAGGUCGUCGAAUGGAUCUACGAGAUGUUGGCAAGAGCCCCCGCAGACCGGGUGUGGCGACGGCGAGGGUGGCUGGCGAUGCUGAGAGCGCGGAGACACCGGGAGUCGGAAGCGGAACAAAUUGUGCAUCCGCAACAGUCAAAGGAGGAGCAAGGCGAGGGAGGUAACGCCCGGGAAGCCCAGAACAAUAGCCAGCCCGGCGAUGGUGUGAUGGGGGUGGUCUGUGCGCCGCCCUCCGUUUCUCGCAGGAAGCUGUCUAUCGGGGCGGGGGAAGGGACAACAGACCGGGAUUACUCCGCUGUUCGUGUCCACCCGAGCCUAAGAAGGUUCCACUGGAACGUAACAACCAUGAUCGACACCGCGGAUGAGCUCGUUUUCCGCAAGAUUGUGACCUAUCUCUGA